Molecule: messenger RNA, 3696 nt
Organism: Yamadazyma jaroonii
Lineage: Eukaryota; Fungi; Ascomycota; Pichiomycetes; Serinales; Debaryomycetaceae
Source: the annotation of a GenBank genome assembly
AUGAAAAUCGAAGAAAUCCUUUCCACCUCCACUUUUGCCUGGUCCCAUGAUUGUUUACCCAUCUUGGCUACCGGUACCGUGGCAGGUGCGGUGGACAUAGACUUUAAUUCCUCCUCCACCCUUGAAUUAUAUGAUAUUUUCUCCCCCACCAACCCAUCAGCCCCAGUAUUUUCUGCUGUGGUUGACCAUAGAUUUCAUGCUUUAGCGUGGUCUCAACCUUUUGAUUCCUAUAAUCGUGGUAUUUUGGCCGGAGCUUUUGAAAAUGGUACCAUUGAAAUUUGGAACGUAGAAACAUUGAUUUCUACCAAAGAUUUAGCCAAAGCUUCAAUUUUUACUUCCACCAAACAUUCAGCAGCAGUUAAAUCAUUAGCUUUCAACCCCAAGCAACCUCAUAUCCUUGUUUCUGGAGGUUCAAAAGGUGAAAUCUUUAUUUGGGAUACUAAGACAUUUGAUUGUUCUGUUCCUGGUCAAGCUAUGACACCAAUGGAUGAAAUUACUAGCGUGGCUUGGAAUAAUGCUGUUGGACAUAUUAUGGCCAGUACUAGUGGAGGCUAUACUUCCAUUUGGGACUUAAAAUCUAAACGUGAAGUAUUACAUUUAUCUUAUAAUGGAGAUUUAGGUAGAGCCAACUUUUCCUUUGUUGCAUGGCACCCAACUCAAUCAACUAAAUUAAUUACUGCUAGUGAUAACGAUGGAUGUCCAUUGAUUCUUACGUGGGAUUUAAGGAAUGCCAAUGCCCCAGAGAAGAUCAUGAAAGGUCAUAAGAAGGGAGUUUUAUCAUUAGAUUGGUGUAAACAAGAUCCUGAGUUAUUGAUUUCUAGUGGUAAAGAUAAUAGUACUUUAUUAUGGAAUCCUAUUGAAGGUGUUAAGUUAGGAGAAUAUCCUACUACUGCUAAUUGGGCAUUUUUAACCAAAUUUGCUCCUUCAGCUCCAGAUAUUUUCGCUACCGCUUCAUUUGAUGGGAAAAUCAUCGUUCAAUCUUUACAAGAUACUUCCCCUCCAGUUACUACCAAAGUUACUACCAAUGAUGAUGAUUUUUGGAAUGAAAUUUCAACCACUGAUACUCAACAACCGAUUUUUGAUGUUAAACAACCUCCUUUAUGGUUAAAACGUCCUAGUAAUGUAUCCUUUGGCUUUGGGAAAUUAGUUACCGUAGUGACAAAAGAUGGGAAAUCAUCCGUUGAAGUUAAAAAAAUCGUUGGUGGAGCUGAAGGAACGGAAAAAAUCGCCGAAGCUUUGAAAAAAGGACAAUUUAAUCAAAUCAUUGAUGAUAAUUUAAACCAUUCUAUUAAUGAUACCGAUAAAGCCGAUUGGGAAAUGUUAAAGAAAUUAUCUGAUGGGGGUAAGAAGGAUAUCUUCAAGGAAGUUACUGAAGUUAAGGAACCAGAAACCGUGGUUGAAGAUGUGGUUAAAGAUGAUGGAGAUUUCUUUGAUAAUCUCACCACUCCUUCAGCUUUUGUCCCUUCAGGAGAUUUUGAACUUUUCCCUUCAUCAGGUGACACAAAACUCACUAAACUUAUUCUUACCAAUAAGCUUGAACAAGCUGUUAAUCAAUGUCUUGCUACUAAUAAUCUCACUGAAGCUUUAAUUCUUGCCUUAGAUGCUUCAGAUGAUGUUAAAACCAAAGUUAAGAAUGCUUAUUUCUCCAAAGAAUCAUCACAAUUAUCAAGAGUUCUUUAUAGUGCUUCCAUUAAGGAUUCUACUGAUAUCCUUAGUCAUGCUGAUGUUAAAGAUUGGAAGUUUAUUGCUACAGCCAUUGAAUCUUUUGCUAAGGAUGAUACUGAUUUCAAUGAUAAAGUCAAUGAAUUGGGUGAUAGAGUAUUAAAAUCUGGUUCUAGAGAUGAUGCUAUUGCUUGUUAUUUAGCUGGUGGAGCUAUGGAUAAAAUCUCCAGUAUUUGGUUGAAAGAAUUACCUGAUUUGGAAGCCAAAUUAUUACAAAACCCCGGCACUUCGGUUAAAUCUCCUUCCGAUGCCCGAUUCGAAGCUUUAAAUAACUUUGCUACUAAAUUGGUAGCUUAUAGAACGUUAACUCAUUCAUCGGGUGCUUUAUCGGGUCCUUCAGUUGAACCUGUUUGUAAAGUUAUCCUUGAAUAUGUCACGUUACUUUCAAGUUUCGGACAAUUUGAAUUGGCAGAAAAAUUCUUAGGGUUCUUACCAUCAGAUUAUGGGUCUGGUGGUGAAAGAGAACGUAUUUCCAAGGCUUUGGCUCCAGUUACUCCGGUUACUAAGAGCUCAAAUCAAGUUAGACCUAUACCUGGUGCCAAUGGUUCAAGUAGACCAACUGGUACAAGUUUUAGACCUAAUGUUGCUGUCAAUAGACCAACACCAGGUGCUUCUUUUAAAUCUGGUCCUCCAUCAAUCUCAGGUCCUUCAAUCUCAGGUCCUUCGAUCCCAGCUACUUCAAUCCCAGGGCCUUCAAUUCCAGGACAAGGAAUCCAACCUCCAGGAAUCUCACCCGUACCAACUCCAUCAGGUAAUGUUGCAUCCAACCCUUACAUGAAACCUUCCACUUCCAACCCUUACAUGAAACCCUCCAACCCAUCUAAUCCAUAUACUCCAUCCAAUCCUUAUAUGAAACAAACCUCGGCUCCUGUAGCUACCCCUCCACCAGUUUCAAAACCUUACAAGCAAGAAACUGAUGGUUGGAAUGAUUUACCCGAUACUUUUAAACCAAAAGCUGCUCCUCGUCGUGCUGCUGCUGCGUCUACUGUGUCACCAUCUCAUACUCCAGGUCCUUCAAGACCUUCAUUGGUUUCCCCACCUUCUUCGGUUUCAAUUCCUUCAGGUCCUCCUAAAGGUCCUUCCAGAGCCCCAUCUCUGGCUAAUUUAGUAUCACCACGUCCACCUAAUGCUCAAGUAUCUAAUCCUUAUGCUCCACAAACAUCUGGUACUCCAGGUACUCCAGGGAAUCCAUAUGCUCCAAAGAGUUCGGUUGUAUCACCAAGACCUGGUCAAGCUUUUGUAGCUCCUCCUACAAAUGCUUUUACUCCUACUAGUUCUUUUGGAGCCCCAACACCACCAGCUAAUCCUUAUGCUGCUCCUCCAGCUAAUCCAUAUGCUGCUCCAACUCCUCCAGCAAACCCUUAUGCUGCUCCACCAGCUGCCAACCCUUAUGCUCCAAGUAAUGGUCAUACAAGAGUUCCAAGUGGAGGUAUUGUUCCCCCACCAAAGAGUGUUACUGGGCCACCACCUAGAUCUACUUCUGUAGGUUCAACCGUUGGUCCUCCACCUCUUGGCCCAUCUGUUGGUCCACCACCAAUGGGACCAGGUAAAUCAGGUCCUCCUUCCAAUACGGUUGCCCCUCCAACCACCACUUCUUCCAACGGAGCCUCCCAACCUCAAUCAUAUCCAUCAGGUGAUAGAUCUCAUAUUUCACCAGAAGCCCUUCCUAUCUACGAAAUCUUCAAUGCCAGAGUAGAAUUCCUUAAGCCAAGAAUCCCCGACGAUUACAAGAAACAUGGUGAUGAUAUGGAAAGAAGAUUAAACAUGCUUUAUGACCAUUUGAAUAAUGGUGACUUGUUAUCAUCAGAAGCGGUGGCAUAUUUGAAGGAAGUCGCUGAGACUUUAGACAGAAAAGAUUAUGAAUCGGCCAAGACAUCCAUCAUUGGGUUUGCUUCCACCUUCCCUGAAGAAGUGGGUAACUGGCACACCGGUGUUAAACGUCUUGUGCAAAUGGACGAAGCUCUUUCAGAGUAA